Messenger RNA from Salvelinus fontinalis (brook trout), 6314 nucleotides. Its product is annotated as probable G-protein coupled receptor 21. Gene Ontology annotation, biological process: G protein-coupled receptor signaling pathway. Lineage: Eukaryota; Metazoa; Chordata; Actinopteri; Salmoniformes; Salmonidae. Gene Ontology annotation, molecular function: G protein-coupled receptor activity. The record is from RefSeq and is a predicted model, not a curated record. The transcript has a single exon. Gene Ontology annotation, cellular component: membrane. Bases 2251 to 3345 code for a protein of 364 amino acids.
CACACACACACACACACACACACACACACACACACACACACACACACACACACACACACACACACACACACACACACACACUUCAAUGAAGGGCCUUGAGGAAAAGAGUGCAUGUAAACACACUCAUCUCGCACAGUGAGUCCCCUGAGGGACACUAGCUAUAUAUUAAUACAAAUCACAUAAGCCAUUCUUAAACAUGUUGUAAACUCUGGAAGUAUGGUCUUAAAUGUCAAUGUGGUAUUGUUUUAUUGAUAUGCUGCAUGUUAGUGGGAGGUGCUAGUUCAGGCUGACCUGCUAAUGUUGGCCAGCGCCCACAGCCUCACAGGCUUUUACUGGGAGCACAUUCAAUGACUGCAAACAUGUGUCGUUUGAGUGUUUCUGUGCUGUUUGCGGUAAAAGUUUAACAAAAAUACAAAUUCCUUCACAAGAUAGACAAUAAAGUUUGAAAAGACAGAUAUGCUAAAAUACAGUGUACUCCCAAUGCCCUGCUCAUGUCUUGUUAUGGUUUUUCACUAAAUCUUAUAAAGUCAGGAUCUCCCACAAUACAGUUUGUGAUAGGAAAGCCCUGUCCUGGCUGCUAAGACAAUUAAUAUAACAAUACACAGUACAUAUAGCUAAGUUCCAAAAACACAUGAGUAUUUAUUUGAUUUAGCAUCAACUGGGUGAGACCAAGGACAAAAGGCACAGAUAACAUCCACUGAUGUCAUUUCAACAAUGCGAAAAUGUGUGAAUCUGAGAGAGUUCGCUUCGAGCUAGCGAGGUACUAUGUGUGUCAGUCAAGCAAUGAGGAACAAUUGGGAUUGGAGUUUCGGUUAACUUCCUGAUUAACUUCAUAAAAAUGGAAGUGAAACUCCAACCAUGGUAUUUGGGAGAACGAGGACAUUGUUUGUAUUAUAGGAGUGCACAAAUGACCCAAUAUUAAAACCUAUAUGGCUGCAGACAGAAACAUAUGCUAUCAAAACCGCUAGAAUCCAAAUGUGGUUAUAUACAUCCUAAAGGUAUCUAACAAGAAGAGAGAUAUGGAGAAAGGGCCUUUUUAACAUGCGACUGGUAUGACCAUAAUGCACCAGGUGUUUCUAGAUAAGACCGGUGUGUGUAUAUGAGAGAGAGGUGGUGUGUGUGUGUGGGAGUUAGAUAGUGGAGGCAGGGGUAUGCUGUGUGCAGCCAGCCAGCCAGUCAGUCAUGGGAUGAACGAGUGAGACUUGUGUACCCACAGCUGCUUACUGGCUGGAGCCAGGGGGAGGAGUGUCUCUGCCCUGCCUGCUGCAGAGAGAGAGAGAGAGAGAGGUAGUUAGAGAGAGCAGAGCGUGAGAGAAACAAGACUGAAUCCGCUCCACAGAAGAGGAGAGCAAGGGAAAGGGACAGAGAGAGAGGUUGGGGGCGCUGCAUCGGUAUGCCUGCUCUCUCAUUUCCAAUCCACACGCUGCUGUCUUUCUGAGUAGACCCAGACUCUCUGUUUGAAAUGCCAAUCACCUCCUUGAGGCUGCGCCUUCUUCCUCAUUCAUUUACAUUUAUACUCCCCUUUCCCUGCGUGAGGGAGACCGGGAGUGCCUGAGACAUUCGUGGAGGAUCAUUUCUGCUGAAGUUGCUGUGAAGAAAUUACUGGGCGGUUUCUGCUCUUUGGACGCAAUCUGCCUGAUCUUUCCGUGUUUGGAGAGGACACAAAGUCUCUGGAAACAUCGAACUCUAUAUCACCUGGAAUAUUUGAGAAUUUGUGACUGCAUUUUUUAGAGACAUACAGGAAUUCCUGUAAGCCAAGACGAUCAAACUUGUUGACAGUUUUCUAUAUUUUCCCUGCUACUCUUGCAGGGCAGGCACACAGCGCAGCACGUGUUGUCUUUGUCUUUUCUAAGGACAGAACCAGAGGUGUAGAAGGAUAGGCUGCCAGAGUAUUUGUCCUCUAUCUGUGUGCGUCUGUGUGAUUGAGAACCGUCUGUGUCUGCACAGUGAGGGAUGCCCUGGGGGACUCCCAGAUCCUGGUCGGGGACGAGGGCUAGUCUUCACGUUGCUGCUGACAUGGCAGAGGGUACACGGCUCCUCUCUCUCGGCCACCAGCCCGAUCUGCUGCUGAGCUAGGACCAGGACUAGGACCAGGACUAGGACCAAGACUAGCUACGGACCAGCCCCUGCCAAGCCCCCUGUCUCUGAGUCUAGGAUCAAACCAGUCAAGGAUCUUUCUGGAGCCUCCUGCCCUCUGCCGGUUGAUCUGGUUUCAGACCAGGAGCUUUCAGAAGGCUCUCUGGCUGCAAGAUGAUGAACUCUUCCCUGGACCUGCUGGAGUUUGAGCUCCUCAACCUGAGUGGCCCUCCUUUCUGCCUCCUGGACGUGGGCUACAGCCAGAUCUUAAGCACCUGUCUACUGGAGGUAGCCAUCAUCCUGCUGCUCACCGUCCUCAUCAUCUCUGGCAACCUGGUGGUGAUCUUUGUGUUCCACUGUGCUCCUCUUCUCCACCACCACACAACCAGUGCCUUCAUCCAGACCAUGGCCUACGCAGACCUGUUGGUGGGUGUCAGCUGCCUCAUCCCCUCCCUGUCCCUCCUCCACCACCUGAAAGGCCUGGACGAGGAGCUGACCUGUAAGGUGUUUGGUUACAUGGUUUCCGUGUUGAAGAGCGUUUCCAUGGCGUCACUGGCGUGUGUUAGCGUGGACCGCUACAUGGCGAUAACACGGCCUCUGUCGUACGCUACCUUGGCGACGCCGUGCCGGAUCCGCGGGUGCAUCCUCCUCAUCUGGGUCUACUCCGCCCUUGUCUUCCUGCCCUCCUUCUUCGGCUGGGGGAAGCCCGGCUACCACGGCGACGUGGUGGAGUGGUGCGCGGUGGAGUGGGAGACGAGGCCACUCUUCACAUCGUUCAUUGUGGCGCUGCUCUACGCGCCAGCCGCCAUGACGGUCUGCUUCACCUAUGUCAACAUCUUCCGGAUCUGCCGGCAGCAUACGAGGGAGAUCAGCGAGCGCCGCGCCCGCUUCGGCCCACAGGAAGGCUCUCUGGGACAGGAUGGCCAGCCGCAGCACGCGCCGGCGUGCACGGACAAACGCUACGCCAUGGUGCUGUUCCGCAUCACCAGCGUCUUCUACCUCCUCUGGCUUCCCUACAUCCUGUAUUUCCUGCUGGAGAGUGCUGGGAUCUACAGUCACCCUGCCGCCUCAUUCAUCACCACCUGGCUGGCUAUCAGCAACAGCUUCUUUAACUGUCUGAUCUAUAGUCUGUCCAACAGUGCCUUCAGGAAGGGUUUAAAACGCCUCUGUUCGUUCUGUGUGCAGCGCGUGGACAGUAAGAAGUCCUUCAGCCCCUCACCAGGGUAUGGACAGGGGCCCAUCUGCACACGCUCCACAUGCCAUGUCUAGGAUCUCCCAGGGAGCCUUGUGGCGGUUGAGUCAGAGUAUCGUGUUGUUAUAGCACUAAGCAUGUCCCAUACUGAUGCUGAGCUAAAGGGAACAGGCUCCACAGGGAGUUGUGUUGCUGCAGAUGCUGCUGCUUCUCCACAGUUGAAGGUUUGUUGGAGGGUUGCGUCCCUGGCCACAGCUGCCACUGACGUGAUCGUCUCCAGGGCCUGAGAGCUGUGAGACCCGCUUGGGAAGUACAGCCAAGGCUCAGCCCCAGCCAUGAGAGAGGUGGGAUGUGGAGUUACCCUAACCUUUGACUCCUGAUAUAGAUGCCGGCGUUAUGGCUACGUUGUUUCAGCGUGUGAGAGUUGAGGUGACUGAAGACCUCCCUUCUGACAGUACUUGCCAAAAAUACAAACUGUAAGAACACAUGUUGUUUUAGGGGAGGUUUUUUUCUGGGACUCUAUCUUCCUAGCAGUUUGUGAAACUAUUUGUAUUUGUGCUAUUACUACAAUGUAUAGAAUGCAAAAAAGGACUCACAUUAUUUAAAGGUCCAAUGCAGUCAAUUAAGUUUUUCCUGUUACAUUUACAGUUUAGUAAUUUAGCAGGCGCACUUAUCAAGAGCGAAUUACAAUUAGCGGAUUCAUCUUAAGACAGCUAGGUGAGACAAGAACACAUCACAGUCGUAUCAAGUACAUUUUCCCUCAACAAAGUAGCUAUCAGCAAAGUCAGUGCCAGUGAAACACUGUGAGAGUUAUUUAAGAUGCUCUUCAAAGAGGUGGGGUUUCAGACGUUUCAGAAAGAUGGGCUGUCCUGACUUCAGGGGGAAGCUGGUUCCACCAUUGGGGUGCCAGGACAGACAAGAGCUUGGACUGAGUUGAGCAGGAACUUCCCUCCCGUUGGUGUGGGAGAGACAAGAGACCAGAGGUGGCAGAACGGAGUGCUCGGGAUGGGGUGUAGGGUUUGAACAUAGCCUGAAGGUAGGGAGGGGCAGUUCCCCUUUCUCCUCCGUAGGCAAGUACCAGGGUCUUGAAGAUUAUGUGAGCUUCGACUGGAUGCAAGUAGAGUGAGCGGGGUUACAAGGAGAACAUAGCAAGGUUGAGCCCCAGGCAGGCUGCGGCAUUUAUAAUCUACAACUAUUAUAGUAAGGUACUUAAUUGUUACCCAGAAAUGAUUUGAUGUUAAUUUAAAAACAGCUGCAUUGGGCCUUUAAAAAAACGGAGAAACACUUGAUUGCUGCUUUCUUAUGCCUAGUUGAGUGGAGCUGUCAAUAACAACUUAUUUAAAUGUUUGCCCUUGUGGUUUUUACGGAAACAGAUUAUUUACAACAUUGUGCGCUGAGGGGUGCAACAACCUCAAACUCUGAAGAGAAGCAAGUAGGUCUACAUCAUUUAUUUACGUCUGGGUUGUUCUGAGGCAGAGAAAGGGAGGACAGCUGACUUUGUUUAGCUGUUCAAACACCAGGAUUAUUAGUAGAGCCUGACCGAUAUAUCGGUUCACCGAUAUUAUUGGCUGAUGUUGGCCUUUUAACACUGUAUAUGCUGAUAAUUCCACCGAUAAACAAUGUACAAUGAAUAGGAUGGGAAAAAAUUAUGGAUGAUUGCGGCUGUUCCCAUGAAGUGUUAUUCAUUUCACAGUGUAAGAAAUCAUAAUUUGAAGUGUAUUUCUUGGACGGCAAUUUAUGAGAAUUCAGUGUGGAAAAGAGUAUAUCGGCAGAUAUAUCAGUAAGUUUUGUCACCCCAAAAAUCCGAAUCGUAUCGGAUCCCCAAAAAAACAUUGGUCGGACUUUAAUUAGUAGUCCCAGUUGAACUAGUUUACUACUGAGGGAUCAGUGUAAUCAUUGACUGGAUGACUCUUGUUUCGACAAACUUCCUCAUCAUCAGAGCCUGUCUGGCUCUGUAACCAAACUACAUUCCACUUCACUUAUGAGGAGAAUGUGGUCGUUGGGUCAAAGCAGAAGGUUAUAGAGAAGUGAUUAAGCGCCAGAAUAGUUGAUCAUCUCCAAAGCUUUGCCCCACAUAUGUGAUCUGUUCUAGUCUAGGAGUAUCUGCUGCUAUACCGAUGGGGCUGGAGCACAGGAAGGGUUGGGAAUCAUUAAAUCAACCUCACAUCUCAGCCUUAAUGUUAAUGACAGUGAAUGUUGAUUGUGAGUACUGAGAAUGCUGUGAGGUGCUGUUAGCUGAGGAACAUCUGCCUCUGGCUGGGUGUCGUAAACGUCUUGUCCGUCUGUCGGCCACACUCCACCUUUCUCCUCCUGCUCAUUAAAUCACAGAAAGCCAGUGGGGAAAAGAGGGAGAAAGCGCAGAAUAGCAGCUUUGGAGUGAGAGAGAGCCCUAAGAUAAACAUUAUGGCCGCAGUAAUACUGUGCCACACACACAUGAGGUAAUGUGGGACGUUAAACAGUACCACUGUAUGUCCAGACCCAGAUGCUUCAAGACAUUUCACUUUUCCAGCCGAGGCCACAACACUACAGUAUAAAACAGGCUGGUUCAGACCAGGCUGUUCCAAAUGGAACCCUAUGUAGUGCUCAAGUGUUUUUAAACAAAUGUUACUGGAUAUUUAUUAGACUUUUUCACGUGUUUUGGCUUCUUGUCACUUUUAUCUCUUUAGUACUCUGACAUUUGGGAGCAAAUAUACAACGGACACAGUGGCUUUAUUUUCCUAGUGGACCAAAGUUGAAUAUUUAUUGGAUUUUGUAUAUUUGAAGAAGAAAGAGACAGAAUGAGAGAUAUCAAGAAAAAGAAAGUGUGAUUCACGUUGAUUACUUUUUUUAUGGAUGUUUUCCUGUUAGGAAUGUUGCAGUGAUGAAGGUGUGGCCAGACAUUGAGUUAGACUGCUGUGUUCCUAGGCUGCCUCUGCAAUGAAUCCAGUGUUCUGAGUACAGGCUAUAUCGAGGGGUUUCAGAGUUGCCUGUACAGCAGGCCUAUCUGAAUUUAUUUAGUCUUUGAGCAGUUACGGUGUGACUAUUAAAAUGUAUUUAUUUCAAACUA